GAUUUCGAAGCCCUUGGCUUCAGCCUAUGAAGCCUAGUGGUAAUCCGGCUCUGCCGAGGCCCCCCUAGAUCUCGAGACCCCAGGCUUAAGCCUAUGAAGCUUAUACGCAAAUCCGGCUCUGCCCAUCUUCAAACAUUAGUUUGAGCUCCAGCUCCAUAACACAGGGAGGUAAGAGCAAAAGGAGUGCUUUAUUGACACUUUGGACAAAAGACACAGCAAGUUGUCAUUAUUUGUUACCUACAACUUUAAGGAGUAGUGCAGAGAUUCGAAUAGCUCACUGUGUACCCAAAGAAAAGAUGGCUGACCUUCAAGUGAUGUGUCUUUGUAGGUUCAUGUUGUGCUUGGACAUUUGCACUGUUUAACACUGUAGCACUUGUUCCAGAGUGUUAUUGUUAACGGUUGCUUCAUUCACACUCUGAACCAUCCGAGUCCAUCUUCACCCUCAGUGCAAUUCACAUUGUUCAAUGAGUCACUGGGCAGACAUCCCCUUUAUAUAAACCAGCUUCAUCCUAGGCUGUGCAACACAGAGGCAAGUGUCGAAACAAGGUAAGGACUGGACAUCACUAACACAGAUCUCGGCUGCAGAAGAAUGAAAUUAAUCUCAGCAUUUGCUCUUAUUUCCCUCUGCCUCCUCUCCACUCUGGCUGUUGAAACUUCAGGAAAUUACAUAGAGCCACUCUGUGGGAGGAUCCAAAGUAAUACAAAAUGUCCCACUAAAUAUGAGCCGGUCUGUGAUUCAAAUGGAGUCACACACAAAAACGAAUGCAUCCUAUGCCUCGAAAUCCGGGCAACCAAAUCUCAGAUCAAAAUUCAGAAGUUUGAAGAAUGUUGAACCUAAUUGUGCAAGAACUUCUAAGCACUCAGCGAGCUGAACGAUGAACUGACAUCAUUCUGGCCAGAUCCAACUGAGAAUGAAAGUUUCACUCUUCAGUGUAUAUGGGAAUGUUAAAUAUUGUCAAGCUGAGGAAAAUUCCUGACUUUUAAUCUAUGAGUUUCAAUAUUAAAUGUAAUAUUAAAAGAACAAACCAUUGAAGCUUAUCGCACAACUUUCCAAAAUCAGUUUAUUUUUUCUAUUGCAAUAUAUAGUUAAUGAUCCUGUUUUGUUCUCUCCCUGUAUAUUUUUUUGCUUCAGAUGUCUGGCCAUCUCUGGUAGAAUGGUCAAUGGCUCAGCCACACUCGUUAUUAAACAACCUUACGUCCAACCUCCCUUGUAGUGUGCAGAUUCCUAUGAAUGGAAAUGCAUGAUGAAAUCGUUUUUAAUUUGCCUUACCAGCAUCAAUCUAUGCAUCAUAUUCAACAAAGGUAGUGUGGUGUUUCCAUCAACCAGGACCAGCGACAGGAUUGAUUCUGCACUAACCCAGUGCAGGCUUUGGAAGUUUGGAAAAUGUUGACCUCAAUUUUACAAGAGCUUCCAAGUGCUGAAAGAUGAACUGGCACCAUCUGGGCCAAUUUGCCCAUUCUGUCUUCAAAUAUGUA
Messenger RNA from Leucoraja erinaceus (little skate), 1476 nucleotides. RefSeq names its product probable pancreatic secretory proteinase inhibitor. The coding region runs from base 590 to 832 and encodes 80 amino acids. The record is from RefSeq and is a predicted model, not a curated record. Lineage: Eukaryota; Metazoa; Chordata; Chondrichthyes; Rajiformes; Rajidae. The transcript is spliced from 4 exons. Gene Ontology annotation, molecular function: protein binding.